Vitis vinifera (wine grape) is the source of this 4923-nucleotide messenger RNA. Its product is annotated as putative receptor-like protein kinase At3g47110. Gene Ontology annotation, molecular function: ATP binding; receptor serine/threonine kinase binding; protein kinase activity. The record is from RefSeq and is a predicted model, not a curated record. Gene Ontology annotation, biological process: protein phosphorylation. The transcript has 4 exons. Lineage: Eukaryota; Viridiplantae; Streptophyta; Magnoliopsida; Vitales; Vitaceae. Bases 17 to 4585 code for a protein of 1522 amino acids.
UUCUCCAAGGGGAAAGAUGUACCUCUUUUCUCCUUUUGUUUUAGCAUUUGUUUUGGUAUAUUGUUGGGUGGCUUGCUUCACUCCCAUGGUUUUCUCCAUCAAUUUAGUUGAUGAGGUUGCUCUUAUUGCCUUGAAAGCCCAUAUCACAUAUGAUUCCCAAGGCAUUUUGGCAACAAAUUGGUCUACCAAAAGCUCCUAUUGUAGUUGGUAUGGUAUUUCUUGCAAUGCUCCUCAACAAAGAGUUUCUGCAAUCAAUCUCUCUAACAUGGGUCUUCAAGGAACUAUUGUGUCACAAGUCGGCAACCUCUCUUUUCUUGUUUCCCUUGAUCUCAGUAAUAACUACUUCCAUGCGUCUCUUCCCAAGGAUAUUGGUAAGUGCAAAGAGCUUCAACAACUGAAUUUAUUUAAUAAUAAAUUGGUUGGAAGCAUUCCAGAAGCCAUUUGUAAUUUAUCAAAACUUGAAGAGCUAUAUCUUGGCAAUAAUCAGUUGACCGGUGAAAUUCCAAAGACGUUCAGUCAUCUUCGUAAUCUGAAGAUAUUGUCAUUGCGAAUGAACAACUUAACAGGUUCCAUACCUGCCACCAUUUUCAACAUAUCUUCUUUGCUCAACAUUAGUCUCUCCUACAACAGCCUCUCUGGAAGUCUUCCCAUGGAUAUGUGCAACACCAAUCCAAAUCUCAAGGAGCUUAAUCUUACGUCAAAUAACUUGAGUGGAAAGAUCCCCACCAGUUUAGGCCAAUGUACAAAGCUUCAAGUAAUUUCCUUAUCAUAUAAUGAAUUGACGGGGAGCAUGCCAAGAGCAAUUGGUAAUUUGGUGGAGCUUCAGAGAUUGUCUCUCCUCAAUAACAGCUUGACAGGAGAAAUACCUCAAUCACUGUUGAACAUCUCUUCAUUGAGGUUUUUGCGUCUGGGAGAAAAUAACCUAGUAGGUAUCCUCCCUACAAGCAUGGGUUAUGAUCUUCCCAAGCUUGAAUUCAUUGAUCUCUCAAGCAAUCAACUCAAAGGUGAAAUCCCCUCCAGCUUGUUGCAUUGUCGACAGCUCCGAGUGCUAUCCUUAUCAGUCAAUCACUUAACUGGAGGCAUACCAAAAGCUAUAGGGAGUUUAUCGAAUCUUGAAGAAUUAUAUCUUGAUUAUAACAAUUUGGCAGGUGGAAUUCCUAGAGAGAUUGGGAAUCUUUCAAAUUUAAAUAUUCUGGACUUUGGGUCUAGUGGAAUAAGUGGCCCUAUUCCUCCUGAAAUUUUCAAUAUCUCUUCUUUGCAAAUCAUUGAUUUGACUGAUAAUAGCCUUCCUGGGAGUCUUCCAAUGGAUAUCUGCAAACAUCUUCCUAAUCUCCAAGGGCUCUAUCUUUCUUGGAAUAAGCUCAGUGGUCAACUUCCUUCAACUCUGUCCUUAUGUGGACAAUUGCAGUCACUGUCUUUAUGGGGGAAUAGGUUCACAGGUAACAUUCCACCUUCAUUUGGUAAUUUAACCGCCUUACAGGUUCUUGAAUUGGCGGAAAACAAUAUUCCAGGUAACAUCCCCAGUGAGUUGGGGAAUCUCAUCAACUUACAGUACUUGAAACUUAGCGCAAACAAUCUAACAGGGAUAAUACCAGAAGCUAUUUUCAAUAUCUCUUCAUUACAAGAGAUUGAUUUUAGUAAUAAUAGCCUUUCCGGGUGUCUUCCAAUGGAUAUCUGCAAACAUCUUCCUGAUCUUCCCAAGCUUGAAUUCAUUGAUCUCUCAAGCAAUCAACUCAAAGGUGAAAUCCCUUCCAGCUUGUCGCAUUGUCCACAUCUCCGAGGGCUAUCAUUAUCACUCAAUCAGUUCACAGGAGGCAUACCACAAGCCAUAGGGAGUUUAUCGAAUCUUGAAGAAUUAUAUCUUGCUUAUAACAAUUUGGUAGGUGGAAUUCCUAGAGAGAUUGGGAAUCUUUCAAAUUUAAAUAUUCUGGACUUUGGGUCUAGUGGAAUAAGUGGCCCUAUUCCUCCUGAAAUUUUCAAUAUCUCUUCUUUGCAAAUAUUUGAUUUGACUGAUAAUAGCCUUCUUGGGAGUCUUCCAAUGGAUAUCUACAAACAUCUUCCUAAUCUCCAAGAGCUCUAUCUUUCUUGGAAUAAGCUCAGUGGUCAACUUCCUUCAACUCUGUCCUUAUGUGGACAAUUGCAGUCACUGUCUUUAUGGGGGAAUAGGUUCACAGGUAACAUUCCACCUUCAUUUGGUAAUUUAACCGCCUUACAGGAUCUUGAAUUGGGGGACAACAAUAUUCAAGGUAACAUCCCCAAUGAGUUGGGGAAUCUCAUCAACUUACAGAACUUGAAACUUAGCGAAAACAAUCUGACAGGGAUAAUACCAGAAGCUAUUUUUAACAUCUCAAAACUGCAGAGCCUUUCGUUGGCACAAAAUCACUUUUCAGGCAGUCUCCCAUCAAGUCUUGGCACUCAGCUCCCCGAUCUUGAAGGGCUUGCUAUAGGACGCAAUGAAUUCAGUGGAAUAAUUCCAAUGUCUAUUUCAAACAUGUCAGAACUUACUGAGCUGGACAUAUGGGACAAUUUCUUCACUGGUGAUGUGCCAAAAGAUCUAGGUAACUUGAGAAGGCUUGAAUUUCUCAACCUUGGAUCCAAUCAAUUGACUGAUGAACACUCCGCCUCUGAGGUUGGUUUUCUUACUUCUCUGACCAAUUGUAAUUUUUUGAGAACAUUGUGGAUAGAAGAUAAUCCUUUAAAAGGUAUUCUUCCAAAUUCACUAGGGAAUCUUUCCAUUUCUCUUGAAAGUUUUGAUGCAUCAGCCUGCCAAUUCAGAGGAACCAUCCCCACAGGAAUUGGUAAUUUGACCAGUUUGAUAUCUCUAGAGCUAGGAGAUAAUGACUUGACAGGUUUGAUUCCAACUACAUUGGGUCAACUAAAGAAGCUCCAAGAAUUAGGCAUUGCUGGAAAUAGACUACGAGGAUCCAUUCCAAAUGAUCUUUGUCGUUUGAAGAACUUGGGAUACUUGUUUUUGAGUUCUAACCAACUAACUGGAUCAAUCCCAAGUUGUCUUGGAUAUCUUCCUCCACUACGAGAACUCUAUCUUCACUCCAAUGCAUUAGCUUCCAACAUUCCUCCAUCCUUAUGGACCCUUAGAGGUUUGUUGGUUCUUAACUUGUCUUCAAAUUUCCUAACUGGCCAUCUACCUCCCGAAGUUGGAAACAUAAAGUCCAUUAGAACAUUGGACCUGUCAAAGAACCAAGUUUCAGGUCACAUUCCAAGAACAUUGGGAGAACUACAAAAUUUGGAAGACCUUUCCUUGUCCCAAAACAGACUACAAGGCCCUAUACCUCUAGAGUUUGGUGAUUUGCUAAGCUUGAAAUUCUUGGAUUUGUCCCAAAACAAUUUAUCUGGAGUCAUUCCCAAGUCAUUAAAGGCUCUUACUUAUCUCAAAUAUCUAAAUGUUUCUUUCAAUAAACUACAAGGAGAAAUUCCGGAUGGAGGACCUUUCAUGAAUUUCACUGCUGAAUCGUUCAUCUUCAAUGAAGCCUUGUGUGGAGCACCUCACUUUCAAGUCAUAGCAUGUGAUAAAAGCACUCGCAGUCGAUCGUGGAGGACGAAGUUAUUCAUCUUGAAAUAUAUUCUACCUCCAGUCAUAUCAAUAAUAACUUUAGUGGUUUUCCUUGUUUUGUGGAUACGUAGACGAAAGAACUUGGAAGUGCCAACUCCAAUUGACUCAUGGCUUCCUGGAUCACAUGAAAAGAUUUCCCACCAGCAACUUCUUUAUGCAACAAACUACUUUGGUGAAGAUAAUUUGAUUGGGAAAGGAAGCCUGAGCAUGGUAUAUAAAGGGGUAUUAUCUAAUGGCUUAACUGUUGCUGUAAAGGUUUUUAAUUUAGAAUUCCAAGGAGCCUUUAGGAGUUUUGAUUCAGAAUGUGAAGUGAUGCAAAGUAUUCGCCAUCGGAAUCUCGUCAAGAUAAUUACUUGUUGCUCCAACCUUGACUUCAAAGCAUUGGUGCUCGAAUAUAUGCCUAAAGGAAGCCUUGACAAGUGGUUGUAUUCUCACAACUAUUUUUUGGAUCUCAUCCAAAGAUUAAACAUCAUGAUUGAUGUGGCAUCAGCAUUGGAGUAUCUUCAUCAUGAUUGUCCAAGCCUUGUGGUGCAUUGCGACUUAAAGCCCAACAAUAUUUUGUUAGAUGAUGACAUGGUUGCUCAUGUGGGCGAUUUUGGGAUUGCAAGAUUGUUGACUGAAACAGAGUCUAUGCAACAAACAAAGACCUUGGGCACAAUUGGCUACAUGGCACCAGAGUAUGGCUCAGAUGGGAUAGUAUCCACAAAGGGCGAUGUUUUUAGCUAUGGGAUCAUGCUAAUGGAGGUAUUUGCAAGGAAGAAGCCUAUGGAUGAAAUGUUCAAUGGAGAUCUAACCUUGAAAAGUUGGGUGGAGUCAUUAGCUGAUUCGAUGAUAGAGGUUGUGGAUGCCAAUCUAUUGAGGAGAGAGGAUGAAGACUUUGCCACAAAGCUGAGCUGUUUGUCCUCCAUUAUGGCUUUAGCUUUGGCCUGUACAACUGAUUCACCUGAGGAGAGGAUUGACAUGAAAGAUGUGGUAGUUGGACUUAAGAAGAUCAAAAUCGAACUGUUGACAUAAGGAUUACUUCAAAUUGAUACACAACAGUUCAUGUCAGUAGUUUAAAACAUGUGGGAGCUGGUUAAGAGUACAAAAAUAACGAUCCUCACCAUUCUUAGGUAUAUGUCAUGGGUCUGACUGUUUUUAAUUCUACCUUUUCUCCAUUAGCAGAGUUUUAGAAUAAGGUAUAUCUAAGUGAGUCAUGGAAGGGCAUAUCAUGCUUUUCUUUUUAAGGUUUAAUAGAGAUAUUGUGCUAAAGGUUGCUUUGUUCUCAUAUAAUUUAGCAGAUGGGUUUCUUUUUCUUGCCUUGAAAGUCCAUCCAACCUACGACUCUUAAAGGCAUUUGGCAACAAACUGAU